GAGCCAGGUCAAGGAACUGAUGCUGUCCCGGGAAUAAACGAAGAUUUAGUUAUAGCGUGUUGUCAAUGUUAUAUCGAUAAAUUAUGGCACUGUCUACAUAUACGUGAGGUUACGUAAGAGAUCUUGUUAAAAUGGCUCCUGCAGGUCAACAACCUACCAGACAUGGUUCAAAAAAAACGUCUUUGUUGCCUAUAUCUGAGGAUAAUAUUAUGUUCACUAACCAGAAAAUGACAGCCACAACAGUUUUAUCAAGAAAAACAAAAAAAAUAAGACAUGAAGAGCAUUUCCCUAAAGCAAAGAACUCAUUCACUGUUUGCGAUGUCAUGUCACCAGUUAUCAGUGCUGAAACAUCCAGUGAAGAAAGUGAUGAUGAUGACUACUCUGACAUUGAAGUUCCAAGGGAUCAACCACUGAUACCAGCACAGUUACCAUUCCGCAGUAUAUUACCAAUGAGAAAACCACUGAUGAAGUCUACUGUGCUACAUAGAAACUCAUCUUUACUAGAAGGCAAAACUACAACAAGAAUAUUGGAUUUGGAUGAACUCUCACUACUUUCAGAAAUACCAGCUGCUGAAGAACAUGAUUUUCAGGAUAAUGCAUCAUUACCUGCAAGUCCCUCUGUUAUGAUUGCCAGUCGUGAAAAUGAAGUAUGUGAACAGAACAAUGUCAAAGGUUUACAGCAUUCAAAAAAACAGGGGAAAUCCAGGAGAAACAGUGUAAGUUUUUUAGUCCGAAGUAAUGAAGACAUACCAGAUGUAGCUUUUCACAAGCCCUGUGCUACAACACCAGGAACAAGUAUUUUAAAGAAGAACCAACAAUCCAAUCAACGGAAUAGCAGAAAGAAGUGCCUUCAUUACAGAUCAAUAGUAAAAACUGAUCCAGUACUUUUUCCGCAAAGUUAUGACUGGAGGAAAUCCAAAAUAAUGGUUAAGAAGACACACUGA
Molecule: messenger RNA, 944 nt
Organism: Saccoglossus kowalevskii
Lineage: Eukaryota; Metazoa; Hemichordata; Enteropneusta; Harrimaniidae
Source: RefSeq, a predicted model, not a curated record